Messenger RNA from Cantharellus anzutake, 1591 nucleotides. Its product is annotated as glutathione synthase. Gene Ontology annotation, biological process: glutathione biosynthetic process. The transcript has 5 exons. The record is from RefSeq and is a predicted model, not a curated record. Bases 75 to 1535 code for a protein of 486 amino acids. Lineage: Eukaryota; Fungi; Basidiomycota; Agaricomycetes; Cantharellales; Hydnaceae. Gene Ontology annotation, molecular function: ATP binding; glutathione synthase activity; glutathione binding. Gene Ontology annotation, cellular component: cytosol.
CCGGUGAGGGUAUCCAGAAUUCGCACGGAUACACACAUUCGCCAGCGCAAUUCUGCCAUUUGAGUCCCAGAUCGAUGACUCCAAUAAUCCCAGCGUGGCCGCCUUCACUAUCAAAGCAACAGCUUGAUGUGCUGACAUUGGAAGCAAACGCUUUCGCUUUAUCCCAUGGAUUGUCCUACUUGCCCGAAGGAUUUGAGGAUCCCCCGACCAGCGCGAUUCAUGCUCCAUUCACACUCCUGCCUACUCCCUUUCCCCGCGUUCUGUUCCAGCAAGCCCAAGGCCUUCAGCCGCUUUACAAUGUGCUUUACUCAAAAGUGGCCAUGAACACUGCAUUGAUUGAUGAAGUUAUGGGUGCUGAGGUCGGUGCAGGAGCAGCGGACGAUUUUACUGGUACCUUGUGGAAAGGAUGGAAAGGGCUUCGGGAUCAGGUCACCCCUUGGCCCCAGCAAACGAUGCAGCUUGGCCUAUUCCGAUCGGACUAUAUGCUCGAUACUGCAAGCGAUGGCAGCACUGAACUCAAGCUCUCCCUGAAGCAAGUGGAAUUCAACACGAUUGCGGCGUCAUUCGGGGCAUUAUCUGACCAAACGUCGAAGCUCCACAAACACCUCCUCAACGUUUCCAACUUUUUUGGAGUGUCGCCGUCAUUGGUUGCCGAGAACAUGCCCUUGAAUGGAUCCCUCACACGCUUGGCGGCUGGUUUAGCAGCUGCCCAUAAGCAGUACGGAUCCAUGGAUGCGUGUAUUCUGAUGGUGGUCCAGCAUAGAGAACGAAAUAUUUUCGAUCAAAGGUUGCUGCAGUAUGAGUUGCUGGGGAAUCACGGAAUAGUUGUUCUGCGACUUACUUUUGACGAGCUCAUUUCAAGUGCUACUGUUGAUCCUGCGACCGGCGUGCUGUCUGUCAACCAUGCGUUGGGUUCAGCCCGUGAAGUGGCCGUAAUUUACUAUCGAGCAGGAUAUUCUCCAGCAGAUUAUUCAUCUUUUGAGCAUUUCCAAGUGAGAUUCAAAUUGGAGGCAUCAAGGUCUAUCAAAUGUCCCUCAAUUCCCCUCCAACUUGCGGGUGGAAAGAAGAUGCAAGAGUAUCUAACACGCCCAGGAAUUCUAGAGUCUGUUUUGCAUAACCAUCCUCAUUCCACUUUGGAACAAUUGCGGGAGAAUUGGGUCCAAAUGUGGAGUCUUGAUGCAGAGGGAGCUGUGUCAAGAGUUUUUGAGCAGCACCGAAACCUCGUGCUCAAACCACAGCGGGAAGGAGGGGAGUUACCACAGAAGGAGCUACCUGCCUGGAUUGCAAUGCAGUUAAUCUGUCCUCCAAACAAUAUCUUCAAUUAUAUGGUGAAGACUGGCAAGCCUCAAAAUGUUUGCACAAAUGUUGUCACUGAGUUAGGUAUAUUUGGGUGGUCACUCUUUGGACAGCAUGGGGGAGGGGAGAACAUCAUAGAGGAGGCUGCUGGCUGGCUUGCCAGAACCAAAGGCAAGGAAAGUGAUGAAGGAGGCAUAGCAGUUGGCUUUUCAGUGCUGGACUCCAUUGUUCUGGUGUGAUAUUUAGUUAGACUACAACUCAUCCCAAAAUGAUGACUUGUGAUAUUAGAAUACCA